CAACAUCAUCGCAACUAUUCAGUCAACGGAAUACUUAAAUAACGCAUUGUGCAAUCUUGACUUUAUCAUUCUUGUCAGCUUUAUUGAAAGUUUGGGAAACAUUGUUGUAAAGAUAUAUCAUCACGAUAUCAAGAAUUUUUUUCUUCCAUUUAAUAAAACGAUUCACCAGCUAUGCCGCAUAAUAUUUACGUGACAAAUAAAACUACAGGAGUGGAGAAACUCUACGUUCGUUUAAGAAAUGACAAAUUACAAAAAUUUGAAUUUUACUCACGCAAUCUUGUCGUGAUGUCAGCAAACGCAUCGGCAUCAGGUGCAAAGCCUGUUGAUGUUGAAGGAGGCUACCGCAAAAAAAAUGAAGAGGAACGUUUGGAAAAUAAAACGUUUGAGCAUUUGAUUCAAGUUGGCUUUUGUAUUUUUAAAAAUGAUGAGCCUACACCAGUUUCUAUUGAAGACAUCAGUAAGCCAACUUACUUGUCUGUUCAUGAUGGAAAUCUAAUGUGGCAAGCAAAUCUUGUUGUUGACGCAAAAACUCAUGGCUGUAUCUCAAUAACAGGAAGUAAGGAAAAUAUCUUUGUGAAGCUGUCAAAUCCUAAACCAAAGUGGAAAAGUUGUAAACGAGGGGACCCUUUAACAAAUGAAGCCAUUUAUGGUGGAAGAACUAAUAAAGAUGAAGACUUGUACUUUGGUCGUGUACUUCCACGUUUGGGACUGCCAUGCAAAGUGACCGUGAGAAAUGGGGAGUAUUGCGAGUGGAUAUAUUCCUACCACUUUGAGAGAACUGAGAAAAAUGGAGAUGUUCUUUUGAAUACUGGCUACACAUUUGUUAAAAGUAAACGCGGAGACAUUAUGCCACCCAAUUCUGUAAUGACAGGAGCUGCUGGGAGAUGUGACGCAGUGUUAGUCGGAAGAGUAGGUGGUAAUGUGCCUUGCAAAGUAAAUGUUAGAGAUGGAAAGAUAUGGGAUUUCUGGUUCUGUAACCGAGGAGAAAAGUCAGUAAAAAUGGGAGAGGUUCUUUUGCUAACAAAUGAUACUGAUGAUGAAUGAAUAAUGCACUUAAGUGACAAUAAUUAAGCUCUUUCAAAAUUUUUCUUUUUUAAACUUGUUAAGCACAGCUAUAAAAUGAAACUCAACAAGUAUAGACAUAUAUUAUUGUGUAUUUGCUAGUAUUUUACGAUAAUUUCACUUUUAACAGAGCAAGAAGAAGAAUUGUAGGAAUAUAUUCCACACACAUCCUAAUAAAUAUUAUCAAUUUGGUAAAAA
Messenger RNA from Xenia sp. Carnegie-2017, 1260 nucleotides. RefSeq lists its product as uncharacterized. NCBI's taxonomy places the organism in Eukaryota, Metazoa, Cnidaria, Anthozoa, Malacalcyonacea, Xeniidae. The transcript has 3 exons. The record is from RefSeq and is a predicted model, not a curated record. The coding region runs from base 172 to 1044 and encodes 290 amino acids.